AUGGAGCAACGCAAGCGAUCCCGCCCUGCCAAUGUCUUUGGCGACGACGACGAGCCAUUAGUGAAAAAUGAACCAGAAGCAAAGAAAUCUAAGAGUAUCGGCGCACCUAGUUUUCUUCCCACGCCAACCGAUCCCUCUAGUAUAUCAAGCUCGGCACCUCGCCCUGAUCAGAUCAAGGCGAUGAUUGCGGCUAAGAAAGCUCAGUUGGAGGCCAUGGCAGCCAAUUUUAGACCAUCUCCAUCACUACCUGUACGUCCACCAGUCGUACACACUCCUCUGCCUCCUCAACCAUCAUUGAUGUCUGUAGGAAUUGAUCCUGAUCUUCCGCGUAAAAUUCAAGAAGCAAAGGAGAUGGUUAGAGCGAAUCUAGCGGCAAAAGCAAAUCCUUACUUAUCUGCUUUACUGAUACCGAUAGAUCGAUUCACUCCUAGCCGUCGAC
Acaulospora morrowiae is the source of this 439-nucleotide messenger RNA. Lineage: Eukaryota; Fungi; Glomeromycota; Glomeromycetes; Diversisporales; Acaulosporaceae. The record is from the annotation of a GenBank genome assembly.